This is a messenger RNA of Macroventuria anomochaeta, 1918 nucleotides long. Its product is annotated as FabD/lysophospholipase-like protein. The transcript has 3 exons. NCBI's taxonomy places the organism in Eukaryota, Fungi, Ascomycota, Dothideomycetes, Pleosporales, Didymellaceae. Gene Ontology annotation, biological process: arachidonate metabolic process. Bases 254 to 1873 code for a protein of 539 amino acids. The record is from RefSeq and is a predicted model, not a curated record. Gene Ontology annotation, cellular component: membrane.
AAAUCAGGCACCCGUAUCCCUGCACUUGACUAGCCCUGGAGACAUUCAGGCGUAUCAAGCCACACCCGCUUCCGCGCACUAGAUAUAUCGGGGGUGGGCAGCUGCUAUGAGGCUGCAUGUGCCUGAAUACCUCGAGGGAGCCCUCUAACCAGACAACUGCGUGCAUCCGACCGAAAACCUCAUUCCCGGAAUUGCGAUCACGAUCAAGCAAAGAAACCGCCGUACAAAGCACCGACUACCUCCCGAGCUCGCCAUGUCCCUGCAACUCCCCCAAGAACCACCGUCGCGGCCGCUAAGCAUCCGAACCACGGGCACUUCGGCGACGAUGGCAGAUAAGACUGGGGAAAGCUGGAGAGGCGCUGUUGACAAGCACAACUGCUGGGAAGACCUGAUAUUGACACUAGAUGGCGGAGGUAUUCGAGGCUACUCCAGCCUGCUCAUCAUUCAACGACUCAUGCACGAAGUAGCGAAAUGCGAACAACGACUACAAGAAGAGGAAGGACCUGUGCCUGGUAGUACUGGAAAGGAGUUCGACGAGAACGAACUGCUGCCAUGCCACUACUUCGACUACAUGUACGGCACCAGCACAGGAGGUCUCAUUUCAGUAAUGCUGGCGCGCCUACGCAUGACAGUCCCACAAUGUCUCGAGAUCUACCGACGCGUAGGCCACGAACUCUUCGGUCACCGCCGGAACGUCCUCCCAUUAGCCACGAAGUACUACCACAAGCCACUCGAGAAGGCAGUACAGGAAAUUGUGAGCCAAUAUUGCAAACUUCACUCAAACUGCGAUGGCAAGGACUGGCAUCCGUGGGACUGGGACCCAGUUGACGAGGAGUCGCCCAACAUUUCAGGGACCUCUACUUUGAGCAGCAACUCGACAUAUAAGAGCUCAUACAACUCUGCGCCAAUCCAACCGAUCGAUAGGAUAUGUCAAUCCAUCUGUCUCACUGCAACACACAACGGUCAGAUCGACGAAGCCUACCUACUCCGCUCUUACAACCACCGAUACGACCAAGACAUACUGCCACCUUGGGUUCGACCGUACAACGAGGGCGCCGAUAAGCUCAAGAUAUGGCAGGUAACUCGGGCCACAUCGGCAGCACCCUUCUACUUCGACAUGCUUAUCGCGGACGUUGGCAAGAAGCGUGGCUUCAAGGGCUUCAAAGAUGGCGGAAUUCGCGAGAACAAUCCUUCAUACGCGGCAUACAGCGAACACGCAUCAUUAAGAGGAGACGAGCAUGAGCCUGCUCUACUCUUGUCAAUUGGCACUGGACGUCCAAACAAUAACAACGACGGAUUUGCGGCGGUCUGGCCAGGCCCUCUUGGAAAAAUCUCCUUGUUACAGAAGUGGAGCGAAAAGUUCGCAGUCUUCAAGAAUGUCUUGAUCAAGUACACUGAAGGCGAGGCGCGUCACAAGACAAUGCGCACCAUUGCCAAAGGCGAGCACCGAUGGUAUAAGCGCUUGAACGUCGAUCAGGGCAUGGAGGGACUUGCGCUUGACAACUGGGAGAAGGGACCUUGGUUCAAUAUUCAGACCGGUGAAGAGAAAGUUGUCUCCGGCGGCAAAACCCUUUCGCGCAUGGAGAAGGCUUCAGGAGACUACAUGAACCGCGAUCAUGUGGAGACUUUGGACGGUGUGAAGGAGUAUCAGCCACCAAAGAUUGUCCUUCAGCAAAUUGCUGAGCGCCUUGUACGACACCGACGAUUACGCGAGGAGACUAAGAACGACAACCUUAAGCGCUGGCAGACUCACAUGGGUCAGUGGCUGACCGGUGAGCUGAAGGACGAAGACUCGGCGAUCCAAGUCUCCCCUCCCACAAGCCGGCAAGGCUCCAAGUCGAGGUCUAGGCCAACAACACCCGGACGUGCAUGAGCGACAUAUCGCAUGCUCAACAAUACUACCGCGAAAGCCUCCAGC